This is a messenger RNA of Symbiodinium sp. CCMP2592, 2016 nucleotides long. The record is from the annotation of a GenBank genome assembly. Lineage: Eukaryota; Dinophyceae; Suessiales; Symbiodiniaceae.
AUGCAGGUGGCAGAUUUGCAGAUCCUGAAAGUGGAGGAUGUUGACAGCCUCGUCCGAAAAUUCACCGAAGAGGUUGACCAGGCCGUGCAGCUACAGGCAAGCCGCUGUUCCCGACUGGAGGAGGAGCUUGCCCUGGUGCAAGCAGCUGAAAACACAACAGAGGCAGAUCGGCAAAGAUGUGUCCAGCUCGAAAACAUGGUCGAUGCGUUGGUACAGCAACGUCGUCAAGACUUGCAGCAAUCGCAGGAAAACCUACGCGAAAUUGAUGCCAGGUUUCAUGACCUGGAUCAGAAGGAGAAACAGGAGAAAAGUUGGCGAAAGGAAGCAGAGGCAAUUCGACAAGAAGUUCAGGAUUUACGGUCGACCCACAUUCCAUCGCUUUUUCAACAGCACAUGAAGGCCAUGAAAGCCAUGCAAGAAGGGCUGACCGCCGUGCGUAGCGAGGUGAAGAAGCUCGGUGAAAUCCUGGAAGCCGUCCAGGCAACCCAGAAUGGCCCUGGCAGACAGGAGCAGUCUGAGGCAAGAGAGGUGCUGGCUUUGAAGGUUCAAGUAAGCGACUUGCAGGAGCAGGUGACGGAGGUGGUGGUCCGAGGGCUGGAAGAGCGGUUUGCCACCCUGAGGGCAGACGUGUCCAGGGAGGUCGCCUCAGUUCUUAGAGAGAACAAGGAGGAUCGAUCAGCUGCGUGGCGAAGACUUUCUGCUUUGGAGGCUUGGCCAGCAUCGCAAGCAGAGCUCAGCGCAGAAUUUCAUCGUCUGCGACAAGAACACGAGGAGGACUACAUGCUGGCGCAGGUGAUGACGGAGACUAUUGACAAAGAGAACAAGCACUUCAAACGGAUUCGCGACGAGCAAUUGGCCAAAAAGGCAGCUGCAGAGGAAGCAUUGGGCAUCGUCAAGAGUUCGGUCGUGCCCAAGAAGGAGCGGUCGUGUCAGCUGAGCCAGCUUGAGCAGUCACUGGGACACUUUCCAAACCCGCAUCCGCACGACAACAAGCCUCGUUUAGAUGCAGAUCCACAGAAGCUGCUGCGAUUUGGUGUUACUGGAGAAGGUCAGGGACGAGGUGCAUAUUUGAGAUUAGAAGCAAAAAAAGGUGGUCCGGUGGAAAGGUACGGCCGUGCACUAACAACGGCACAAGAGAUUGGUUGGACGGCCGCGCCUGCAACGAAAACCUAUACAUCCUCGCCUUUCGCGCACCGUCCUUUGCUUCAGUCGCAGGUUUAUCGCCCGAUGGGAGAUCGAGGCCUCAUGGAGGUUCUGCGCCGUGACGUGGAGGGGCUGGGAAGACAGGUGGUACAGCUUCGGAGAGACUUUUCCAUAGCUCAAGACCCGACAGCGGAGGCUGCAGUGGUGGAGGCGGAUGCUGCAUCUCGUGUCGGGUUGCUGGAAGGCCUCUUUGGCACGCCGCCGUCUGCCGUGCCCAUCACGGAGACGACUUCGGCUCCCAAGGCCGUCCGGAGUGCCGUGAAGCUGACCACGUCCAUGGCAAGUUCGCGCUCACCUCGAAGCAGUCGGAAGAGAAGCCCAGAACAAAGGCGCAGCCUUGAUGGGCAGGUGAGGCCUCGUUCCAACAAUCCCGGGGAGAGGAACGACAGAGGUUCGACAAGGUCCAUGGUGUCGGGUUUUCCAGCCGUGGUUGGCAACAAGUUGGAGUGGGUGCUGACUGCCAAGUCCCUUCAGGCCGCGAGAGAAGCUCCAGGGGUUGCCGGAGCUCUUCUGGUCACUGGUGAGAUGGAGGUCGCUGGGGUCUACUGCCGCUUGAAGUUUUUUCCCGAUGGGAGCCCCUUGCGCCAAGCGCCCGGAUUCUGCAGUCUUUAUCUGGUGUGUACCAUGCCGAAUGUCAAUGUCCGGUUCAGGCUCUUUGCAGGAAUGAAGUAUUCUCCGGUCUUGGAGGCAAACACUGCACGAGGUGGCCGUGAUCAGGGAAGGCAUGACCUGUGUCAGUUGAAGGACGUUUUGGGCGAAGACGGUGGCAUUGUCGUCGGUGCCGAGAUACUAGAGGUUCACGCCGCAGCAUGA